Leptomonas pyrrhocoris is the source of this 1140-nucleotide messenger RNA. RefSeq lists its product as hypothetical. The coding region runs from base 1 to 1140 and encodes 379 amino acids. The transcript has a single exon. The record is from RefSeq and is a predicted model, not a curated record. Gene Ontology annotation, cellular component: cytosol. Lineage: Eukaryota; Euglenozoa; Kinetoplastea; Trypanosomatida; Trypanosomatidae.
AUGUCGGGUGCUGGUGUCGACGAUCUAAUUGGCGAGCUGUUCCCUGAUAAGGCCAAGAAGAAGAAUCCGGUGCACAAGGCCUCAGGUGCCCCACCUCCACCGCAUCGCCGGCAAUCGGAGUGGGACGACGACAGCGACAAUGAAAGCGGUGUGCCAACCAAUGCGCACGUGAGUGGUGGUGUUGGCGUCGCUCGCUCGUCUUUGCGUGUUGCUAACUCUCCCAUCUCUUCAUCUGCCACGGCUGCCCACCCCACCACCACCACCUCCGCCACCACGACGGCUGCAGUUCGUCAUUCUGUCGGACACGCCUUUGACGACGAUACCAGUGAGGAUGAGGGGGAUGCGAAUGUCAAGAGAAACUCAACAGCGGUAGACGGCCAUGGUGCUGCCUCCAGCCCCAUUCGUAACUCUUCCGGGGUCCCCCAACCCGACGCCCCCACCCUCCGUGGUGGUGUGAGCAGCCCGGUAAUACACCCCGUUCCGUUUCCUUCGCUGUCCGACUCCGACGGCGCCUUCUCGUGUGCGCCGCGUUGCUACCUCACCAACCGCGGUGCCGCUUUAUGCGGGGCCGCCACCCACCCAACUCUCCAGCAACUACGCGCACUUGCCACAAACGAACUCGCCAUUGCGGCCUCCACCCGUGCGCAGGCCAUGGUGAAGAAGGGCGCCUUCCACGCGGUGGUGUCGAAGCUCGGCAACGGCUGCCUCGACCACCACGGCGACUGCACCAACGACGGCGGCUGCCCGCACAUUCUGUGCCACAGGUGCAACUACAUGGUGGUGCGUCUGCAGGGCGCGGAGUGGGAGGACGCCCACGGCAGGGUGAAUCUGUACCUGACGCUGCGCAACUUCUACCCCGACUGGUGCCGGCUGGCGAACGCGACGCCGGUCGGAGUCGAGGACGGGCAACGGUCGGGCCAAUACGUGUUGAAGGUGAAUCCGGCGACCGCGGCGUACUGCUGUCAGUGCUCGUGGGUGACGAUGAAGAGCGCCAAGGCGGUGAUUGAGACGAAGCUGACGGAUGCCUUUUUGGUGAAGUCAGAGUCGGAUGGAAGCCACCCUUUUGCGACGGAGAUGCCGCUGGUGCACGGUGAGAAGCGUCGCCCGCCUUUGUGGGUGUGCCAUGGACACCCCCAGUAG